CCUCUGCUUUUGUAUGAUCAUCGCCCAUCAUUAAACUGCGAGAGUCGAGCAUCCAUCGAGCAUCCAUAAAUCCUUGGCACAUGCACUGGAUAUAAACCUCCCCCCCACCACAGUCCAACCACUACCCCCGCCCCGUCUACCAAAGCACUCAGCAUCAAGAAUGUCACUCAUCAACUUCUACCGCUCCCUCCCCCCGCGCACGCGCGCAAUCCUGGGCGGCGCAGUGGUCGUUUACGCGACGGUGGGGUUGUACGUCAGCGACUUUGCCGAGGAGAAGCUGGGCUUCACGCCCAGUGAGCAGGAGAAGGCGCAGAUCAGCGGGUUGGUUCCUAAAGUGCGGGUUGUCGACCGUGUCGACCGUACGGAGUAAUUGGGGGGCACUGAGAAAUGGGGGGUGGAUGAAGUGGAUGAAAAAGAUGUAUUUACGACAAGAAGUACGUACACAGAUGGAAAGAAGAAGAAGAAGUACGCUGUGGUAACGGUAACUAAAGGCCAAAAAUUGAACUGAACCAGACC
This is a messenger RNA of Tricharina praecox, 516 nucleotides long. RefSeq lists its product as uncharacterized. NCBI's taxonomy places the organism in Eukaryota, Fungi, Ascomycota, Pezizomycetes, Pezizales, Pyronemataceae. The coding region runs from base 161 to 370 and encodes 69 amino acids. The transcript has 2 exons. The record is from RefSeq and is a predicted model, not a curated record.